Molecule: messenger RNA, 756 nt
Organism: Symbiodinium pilosum
Lineage: Eukaryota; Dinophyceae; Suessiales; Symbiodiniaceae
Source: the annotation of a GenBank genome assembly
AUGUACAUUGGGAUUGCAGUCUACUGGCUGACCUUACUAGUCUUUCGACGGCAGACACGGGUUUUCCUGGACAUCGCCUGCAUUGACCAGCAAGACUCCAAGUUGAAGUUUGAAGGGCUUGUCAGCAUGGGCGCUGUCAUCAAACGCUCCCAGAGCAUGUUGGUGCUGUGGGACUCCACAUACGUGAAGCGACUGUGGUGCAUCUUUGAACUCGGAGCCUUCCUACAUACCCAUGACAUGAGCGCUCUCAAGGUUUGUCCCACUUAUUUGGGACCUGUAGUCAUGGGGUCGAAUGUUGCCCUCACUCUGGUGAUGGUGCUGUCCCGGUCCGUCUCAGAUGAAGACGCUUGGAUUUUCAUGUCGGUCGUGGCGGCUUUGAGCCUCCCCUGCUUUACGCUGAUGGCGUCCUCGGCCAGAGCAUACUACAGAAGUAUCAGUACGAUGGAUCAGCAGUUAAGCCAGUUCUCGCCUGCAUUGGUUGACAGCUCCUGCUGCCAGUGUGGCCAUGAGGACGGUAGCCUUUGCGACCGUAAGAUCAUUCUCCGAUCCUCGUUUGCAUGUUGUGUUGCUCAAGAACCCAUUUCCACAUUGCACACAGAUUUUGGUGCAUUACGGGGGCAAAUCUUGCAGAGAGUUCGGGCUUCAGGCUUUUAUGGUGGAUUGCAUUCUAGAAGCCGUGUGCUGGACGCGUGUGUGACGAGUUCAGUCAACCCUAAAAGGGUGUGGGGGUUCAGACUGGAGGGCUUUUUGCCAUGA